CCGGCCUUGAGAGGAGAGAAGAGAACGGAGAAGAGAUUGCGCUCCAUCCAUGGAGCUUUCCUCCGCAGCGCAGUGACGCAGAGGCAGCCGCAGACAUGGUGAAGGAUCAGGAAGUGGAGCGCAUCGCCAGAAAGUUGGAUAAAAUGGUGCAGAAGAAGAGCACGGACAGUGCUCUGGACCUGCUGAGGGAACUGAAGAACAUCAAGAUGUCUCUGGAGACGCUGCAGUCUACCAGAGUGGGCAUGUCGGUGAACGCUGUGAGGAAACAAAGUUCAGACGAAGAAGUUCAGACUUUGGCCAAAACUCUCAUCAAGUCCUGGAAGAAACUGCUGGAUGGUUCAGAGGAGAAGAAAAAGGACAGCUCUCCGGUCAGGUCUUCAUCCACCUCCAAGGAUUAUGGCAGCAGUGAAAAAGGCAGUAAAUCUUCUGAGGGGCCCCCGUCCACCCCCACUUCCCCAACUACCACCACCCUCUCUCAGGUCACUUCCUUCCCCCCUGCCCCCGUAACCAUGGACUGCGUGAGAAGCAAGUGUCGAGAGCUGCUGGUAGUGGCGCUGCAGACGGACGAUGACCAUAAGGCCAUCAGAGUGGACUGCGAGCACCUGGCGGCUCAAAUCGAAGAACAGAUCUUCCAGGAGUUUAAGUCGACAGACAUGAAAUAUAAAACCCGUCUACGAAGUCGAAUCUCCAACCUGAAAGACCAGAAGAACCCAGAACUGCGCCGCAACGUACUGUGUGGAAACAUCUCGCCACAUCGCAUCGCCUGUAUGACUGCUGAGGAAAUGGCGAGUGCAGAGCUGAAGCAGAUGAGAGAGGCUCUGACAAAAGAGUCGAUCAGAGAGCAUCAGCUUUCCAAGGUCGGAGGAACUGAGACGGACAUGUUCAUCUGCAGCAAGUGUCAUGGAAAGAGCUGCACGUACACACAGGUGCAGACCCGCAGCGCUGAUGAGCCCAUGACCACUUUUGUUUUGUGUAACGACUGCGGCAACCGAUGGAAGUUCUGUUGAAGAAAACACGGCCGUUUAUUCUUCUGUCAAGAAGCAAAUUGAAGUUAUUGAAGUUGAUUUAUUUUUUUGGUGUAAUUUCUUUUUAUAUAUCAAACUAAAUGCUGCGAUGUAUUUGGAGAGAUAAAAGCCAGCUGAUGUUGUCCAUUGGUUGAAUUGGUUUUGUAUUGAUGACUGAGACUUCCUUUCUGAAGACGCUUGAGCCAGAUUCAAAUCACAGCUCAUAGUGUGUCUUUCUUUGCCAUGAUGUGCUGAACAUAUUAAAGCUGCU
Neolamprologus brichardi is the source of this 1275-nucleotide messenger RNA. The record is from RefSeq and is a predicted model, not a curated record. Lineage: Eukaryota; Metazoa; Chordata; Actinopteri; Cichliformes; Cichlidae.